Molecule: messenger RNA, 3671 nt
Organism: Manduca sexta (tobacco hornworm)
Lineage: Eukaryota; Metazoa; Arthropoda; Insecta; Lepidoptera; Sphingidae
Product: nose resistant to fluoxetine protein 6
Exons: 13
Coding region: 59-2476 (805 amino acids)
Molecular function (GO): acyltransferase activity, transferring groups other than amino-acyl groups
Source: RefSeq, a predicted model, not a curated record
AACUUCAUUACCAAAGUGCUGAUUUAAUCAGUGCUCCGCGUAUUAGCCGACUGGAAACAUGAUUUUCGUAAAAUUGUAUUUUUUACUUUUGUUUAAAUUUGCUAGCGCCCGUCUUAAUUUUGAGGUUGCGGACACAGCUUUCGAUCAACAGUUGUAUGAAGAUGUUUUGGACGCCGAGGAAUGUGACCGGCAAAUUAAGUUUAUAAGGCGGAAUCCUUUGUUGACUUUACAAUUCGCCGAUGCCGGUAUCAGAGUACCGCGAGGAUUGCUGCAAGGCAACAACGUAGACCUUGGCAACUAUUACCAAUGUUUGGACAUCAAUCACAAUCUCCAGGACAUGGACCUACAAGGGAAGUAUUGCUCUAUCCUGGUACCAAUGAAUCAGACAUUUCAUCUGCCGAGAGAGAUGGAGUUUAGCGACUGGGCGCAGCUUAAAGCUUUGCAGGAAGACGAGGAAUUAUUAAGGAGAAUGGGAGAAUUCGACAGGCUACGAUCACAGAUAAGAAUAAUGACUGGAGUCGAUGAUGGAUCGAGAACAUUACCAGCAGCACCUUUAGUAGGCACCGUGCUAAGAUUGUCAGUGUGCAUCCCUAAGCCGUGCACUACUCAGCAAGCUAUGACCUCGUUUAUUUUCAACCUCACUAAUAUCGGUUUCCAAUACGAGGACGACUUCUGUCGCCUUCCAAACGACAAACCGUGGGUUGCCGCACACUACGUUGCUAUCGGAAUAUUUUCGUUUAUUGGGUUCUUAACAAUAUUAAGCACAUCUUAUGAUCUAUACUGCACCUUCUAUUUGAAAAUCGAUAGAAAACAACUAAACACCUGGUACACGUCAUUCUCCAUGUAUACUAAUGGAAAGCGGUUGACGUAUUUCCCUUCUGGUCCCAGCAAUCUUCAAUGUUUGGACGGCAUGCGCUCACUCGCCAUGGCUUGGGUCAUAGUGGGACAUACCUUCAGCAGCCAUAAAUUCUACCUCAACGGACUUGAGGGAUUUCUUUGGUUAACGUCGUUAGCAUCCCUUUGGAUCUCAUCUGGCACUAUAACAGUGGAUACAUUCUUCACUAUAGCUGGAGUUCUAAUCGUAUACACAACUGCAGGAAAAAUGGAUGGAAUGAGACUCCUCAAGAAUUUGCACUUGUUUUACCUGAAUCGAUUGAUGCGGAUGUUCCCGAUUCUGGCAGCGGUGGUUCUUCUACAAUCUUCGUUUUUCAACAACAUGUCAGAUGGGCCGACGUGGACUGUAGUGUCGCGGCUGACGAAUAAUUGCAGGACAUACUGGUGGACGACGCUGUUACACGUCCAGAACUUAUUGAAUCCGAGUCAUUUAUGUAUCAACCAUUCAUGGUACGUCGCGAUAGAUGUGCAGUGUUACAUCUUAUCUCCAAUAGUACUUUUUUGGGUAUUGGGAAGGAAGAGACGGUAUGCUUGGGCCGCUCUCACGUUGGGCUUCCUGGCUGUACUAGUAUCUUCUACAAUAUACAACUUCAUCUACGACUUCCAAUCAGCGACUGUAGCGGCCCGGCCGCCUAGUGAGACCAACAGGUAUAUGCAUAACUACUACUUCUUCACGCUCACACGCGCGGCUCCAUUCUUCGUCGGCAUGAUAUUUGGAUAUGUUCUACAUUUGCAUCGCAAUGAGAAAGUCAAGAUGCCAUGGCUUCUCGCUAUUCUCAUGUGGGUAUUCUCUCUGGGCGUUACAACAACUAUAUUCUUCCACACACACUUUAUUACGCAAUGGGAUUGGGACAACCAACUGGCUGAUAACUUCAUUAACUCAUUUAUAAGGCCGGCGUGGGGAGCCGCUCUUUGUUGGAUUAUAUUUGCGUGUGUACACGGUUAUGGAGGUCCUGUGAAUUGGUUCCUGACUUUGGACAUAUGGAAAUUGCCGGCUCGACUCUCGUACGCCAUGUACCUGUUCCAUUAUCCAAUCAUGUUCGUCAUCUGUGAUUCUACGUUAUCAACCAACUACUUCUCUGUUCCAUGGCUUACAUUUCAAUUCCUCGCACACUUCACGCUGUCAGUCAUAGUCGCUUAUAUUGUGACUUUACUUAUUGAUUCUCCGUUUUCUACGAUCAUGAAAAAACUUUUAACACCAACCCCCAAACCAAAACCGAAGCGCCCAUUGAGCAGACUUAUCGGCGAUGACAAAGAGAAAGCAGAAGCUAAGAGUGCCGCAACUACUAGUGCUGCGCUAUUAAAUGAAAACAGAAUAGCAGAGCCUAUUGUGCCAAGUUCAGAAGAACCCGACUUAAAUGGAGUGGCCCGCGGCAAUAACGACGAAGGAAGCAUUGUUGCGAAUGAAAAUGUUGAAGAUGGACGAAACUUGACUGUAAUCGAUACUAUACAUGAAAUAGAUUCAAAUGUAAAUAGUGACUCUGGCACCAUUGAUAGUGAACCAAUUAAUUCUAAUACCGAAGUAGCCAAUGACAAUGAUACAUCAACAACUAAAGAGACUGAUAACAAUGUAAAGCAAUGAAAGUAGUCACUAAUCGAAGAACUAGAUUACAUUUUAUAUUGCAUGCUAGUUGUUUGAAAGGUAUCAGUUUAUUAUAAAGCUAACUUUUAUUAGAGAGUAGUAAAAAACUGUGAAUUAAAACUAUGUUUUAGGGAUACAUAUCUAUAUAAUUACAUUAUACAUAGUCUUUAGUCUAGGAAAAGACAGAUUUGUAAAAUAAUUCAAUCUCAUAGUCUAGAUCUAUUCAUUGAAAAAGCGACAAAUCGUGCAUAUAGUUUAAGGAUUUGAAUGGACAUGUUAAUUAUUUAUCUAGUAACUAAGCCAUAAGAAUUUGCAAUAAAAGACGAUGUUGUCUAUGAUUUAAGUAUUAAACUGUACGUAUAUAGUAGAAAUUGCUAUAAGUUGAUUUAUGUACAGCAUGAAUGUGGCAAGCCGACCUAUCAUCUGUAUUUAGUACUGUUGGUAGUCUCACUGAAUAUCUGUGUAAACAGAUUUGCAGAUGCUACGAAUCAUUUCGAGCUUUCCAAUUCCCGUAUCUUCUUUAUAAAAGACGCCAGACGAGCAAGUUACUCGUUUGAACGUCACAACUAAAAAUAAACAGCAUCACCACAACCAGAUCAUUGCUUAUGAAUCACUAGUGUUUCCAUACAGCGCUCGUCACACUCUGACAAUAGACGAUAAGUUAUUGUGUUCAUAGCUGAUGAUGAUCACAAAUAAGAUAUGCUCGUUUGUCUAUCCUUAAGGGUUACGCUGACGCUAAUAAUUUAUUGCCGUGAAAAAAAAAACUACUAUAAAACUGACAGGCACUGAAGAUAUUGCAUAAUAGUGUUUACUCGACAAAUGUUGACGGCGUAAAUGCAACGCGCCUUAACACAUUCAGCCUAGCAAUGUUUAAUUACGUUAAAUUUGUAAUAAAUUAACACAACGUCUAAUUAACACCGUAAUUUUGCGUUUAAAUAAACUUCAACGUUAUAUGACGCCAAGUUAAAAUUAUUAGACGUUUGCGUUAUUUGACGUCAAUGUCAGUUAACGUUGAUAUCACAGUAUUUUAAUAUUGUUAUUAGGACUUUGUUAGGUCGAACGUGCUAAAAAGACGACGUAUUUUUGUUGUAUGUUUGACCUGUUAUAUAAAAAAUAAUAGUAGUUGUAUAUACAUAUGUUAUUUUGUAAGUAGUUAUGGUUAUUAUAUUAUAUAAGUUUAAUUAAAAUAAUUUUG